Chaetomium fimeti is the source of this 1863-nucleotide messenger RNA. RefSeq lists its product as uncharacterized. Gene Ontology annotation, biological process: inositol metabolic process; phosphatidylinositol phosphate biosynthetic process; signal transduction. Gene Ontology annotation, molecular function: inositol monophosphate 1-phosphatase activity. The record is from RefSeq and is a predicted model, not a curated record. The transcript has 3 exons. NCBI's taxonomy places the organism in Eukaryota, Fungi, Ascomycota, Sordariomycetes, Sordariales, Chaetomiaceae. Bases 305 to 1432 code for a protein of 375 amino acids.
UCCGUAUCUGCCUACGUGACUUCAACACGGGUUUACUUUGAAUCCCACAGAAUAAACGGCAAGAACUCGUCCAUUUCCAUUUGGUGAUGUACUUGAUGGGUUGGAAGUUGUUGCCCGAUGAACUGGACCCAAUCUUAUUGCAGGGGUCGUAAACAGCUCCCCUCCAUCCAUCCAUCCCACGUUUCCACCCCACUCACACUACCCCGCUACCCCUCCAUCUCCAUCCUCGGGAACCCGCUCCAUCGUCUAAACAACGUCUUCAACUUUAGAUAUCACACCUCACCUUCAGACGACAAACGCAAAAAUGGCAGAAGUCGACCUCCAAGCAGUACACGACACACUCGUGUCCGUCGCCUUCGAGGCGGGGCGCAUGAUCCUGGCCGCCAACCCGAACAAGAUCUCAACCGACACCAAGAUGAACGCCGUCGACAUCGUAACGGAAACCGACCAAGCCGUCGAGCGGAUGGUGACGGCGCGGCUGCGCGCCGCACACCCGGAGCUCGCCUUCGUCGGCGAGGAGACCUACGAGGCCGGCGUGACCAAGGUCACCGACGCGCCCACCUUCAUCGUCGACCCCAUCGACGGCACCACCAACUUCGUGCACGGCUUCCCCAACGCCUGCAUCUCGCUCGGCGUCACCGUCGCCCGCGUCCCCGCCGUGGGGGUUGUCUAUAACCCGUUCCAGGACCUGCUUUUUACCGGCCUGAGGGGCAAGGGGAGUUAUAUGCAGCGGAAUGCGUCGCUCGAGGUGGGGAAGGGGCAGGGCGAGAGGUUGAAGCUGCCGCUGGCGGGGGAGCCGGCGCCCGCGCUGGGCGGGUUGAGCUCGGCGCUGAUGUCGAUUGAGUGGGGGAGUCAGCGGGACGGGGAGAAUUUCGAGGUCAAGGCGCGGACGUUCCGGAAGCUGGCUGCCGCGAAGGAGGGCGGCGGCGGCAUGAUUGGCGGGAUGCGGUCGCUCGGCAGCGCCGCGCUGAACCUGUGCGCCUGCGCCGCCGGCCAGCUGGAUAUGUACUGGGAGGGCGGCUGCUACGCGUGGGACGUGGCUGCCGGCUGGUGCAUCCUGACCGAGGCCGGCGGCCGCAUGGUGAGCGGGAACCCUGGGGAGUGGGAGACUGCCGUCGACUCGCGCGUGUACCUGGCGGUCCGCGGCGCCAGUAGUGGACAGACGGAGCUCGUGGAGGAGUUGUGGAACAUCAUCGGUGAUGGUAAGAUGGAGUACAAGCACAUCAACCGCGGAAUCCGGGAGCUCGAAAGACCCCGCAGUCGUCCAUCCCAGGCCGCCCUGCAGCUUGUUGAUUUUAUUGCUGGACUGUCGCGGUACUGUCGCUGUACUGUCGCUGUAUUGCAACCUGGAUAUGUACACCGCGGAUACGAUAAUAAACCGAGUCGGCUGCCCACGAAACGGUCCACACCUUUCUGUGUCGAUAAGCCCUGAGGGUGUUAGACCUGUACCGAGUGCUGUAAACACGUCGUGCCCUCGUUAUCUCGGUCUUCGAAGAGCAAGAACAACAAAAGCGAAAAUGACUCUCGGGAUCAAUCUUUCGGGGGGCUUCGCUGAACCCCCGGUUAUCUACUCUGAAGUCAAUGGUCAGACGAGCUCGUCCGUGAUGUGCAGCGUUUUGCAGCCUGCAGAAGCAACAGUCGCAGUCAGUCUCAAGUACCUCACAGACAACCCAUGGACGCCGGAGUUAUUGUCUCACCGGCUUCCCGGGUAGUAUGGGAUUGCAGAGGUUCCAUUCUCGGCCAAAGAAACCGCAUCCUUCCUGGCCGGAUUCUGGCAUUUCUCUCCAAGUCUUCGAUUCCGCAACCACCAUUCCUCCUUUCUACAUUUCAAAGACCGGGUGGCGCACCCGAGGUGAAACACCC